AGGCUGUACAGCUUGCCCCCACAACAACAUCUUUUUUACAAAAUGUUAUUUUUAAUAGAAAAUAUAUAUUUACUAAAGUAUAUAUUUUUAGAAAUCACAUGCAUCUUCUCUAUUUACACAUGGAUUUUAUGUUUCAAAAUACAAGGAAAAAAUUCUUCGUGUUCUACAUAGUAGUCCCAUACACAGGUACAAAAUUCUACUGAAAUCCCUUGAAACCAUAGUGUAAGAAAAAGCACAUUGUUCCUGAAAUAUUAAUUUCUUUUCAGAAGUAGAUAAUUAAAAUACUUAAACAUAUCUUAAAAUAAUUUAUAAGCCCUUGGAAAAGCCUGAUAAGAUGAGAAAAUUUAAAAUCAGGAGGAAUAAUUUUCCCCCAUUAAAAUUAAGCAGGAGCCUACUGAAAUUAAUUUAUUUUGCCCAUGCUAAGAUUUUAAAUGGUGAUUGCCACAGAGACAGAGUUGUUGGAUAUGGGUUACAGCAGACAGGAGCAUGAGAGAAUGUUCUGUGUCUUAUUUCGCUUUGAGGCAGAUUCAGAGAGAGGAAACAACAGGCACCCACCGGUCAGGUCUCGUAGUGCUGAUUGGUGCCUGGACAUGUGGUAGCCGUCCACAGGAAGCCCAUCAAAAACCUGCAGAAUACUUUACCACUUACACUAUUUCAACUUAUCAGUAUCACUGACCUUCAGAUAGCUUCACGAAGCUUUUAAAAAAGCUGAACAAAAGUUGCUUUACAGGGGAAACCACCUUGGCGUUGUGCUAGCUUCAAACCCACGCGCCCUGAAGGAAAGCAUCUAUCUUGCCCAAGCAUACGUGCAGCAAUGAAUCUGGAUACACAUCCAAAAGAAAACAGAAGGACUAAUCCUGCUAAUACUUACCAUUUUAACAAAGAUCUGACAAUGAAGGGCAAGAGCAAUUUACAAUCUUCCUCCAAGGUAUCUGAGGAGGAAGAAGGUGAUUAUGAGACUGUGAGUUCUUCCACUCUGGAGGCCAUCCAUGCUUUGAGAAUCCUUCCUGCCAAACCUCUACAAGAAUCUGAAUAUGCAGAUAAACGUUGUUUAAGGCCCUCAGGUACCACUUCCCCAGUGAACAGCCAGCACACAGCUAGGCCCCCUCCAUUCUCAGCUAAACACAUGUCUGUUCUGGAGGAGAGGAGCGUGCCAAGUGUUAGAGGAGAAAGAAUGAAAAUACAUGGACCCCAGGACCCUGUGCCUCCCCCACGGCCUCUGAAGACACUGCCAAAGCAGUAUCAGCCCCUUCCUCCAGAGCCGAAGAUAAGCAGCCAGUUCUUUCACACGAGGAAAACACUCAGCCAAGCUCACACCUUUCCAACGUCAGCAAAAGCCACAAGACAUCUAUCUGUUAAGAAAAUAAACGAAGCACCUGGAAGAGAACAAGUUACAGAUUUGGGGAAGAAAGCUGAAACAUCUUUUCAAGCACAACAGUAUACACCAAAGCAUCAUUCUGAAGCCAGCCUUCAAUGUACGCGGAGCUCUAAAAAUGUUCGCAGCUCAGGGUCCACGUUACAUGCAGAGAAUUUGUCAGUGAAGAGGUCACCAUCUCCGACGCCACACACAGCACCCAGAAACAAAUCAAAACAUUCACUUCUAGAAUGGGAAAUGCAACCUCCUACCCAACCCAUUGAAAAGGAUUUAAACAAAUAUGAAUGGUACAUUGGAGAUUAUGAUCGCCAUGAAGCAGAGAAGGCACUGUUACUGGAAAACACUGAUGAGACAUUCUUGGUUAGAGAUUGUUCAACGAAAUCAAAUGCUGAACCAUAUGUUUUGGUUGUCUACUAUGGAAGCAGGGUAUACAACAUUAAAGUACGUUUUCUGGAAGAGAGUCAACAAUAUGCACUGGGAACAGGGCUCAGAGGAGAUGAUAAAUUUAAUUCUGUGAAAGAAAUCAUUGACUUCUACAAAUAUGUUCCCAUCACACUCAUUGAUGGAAAGGAUAAAUCAGGAAGCCAGAGAGAACAAUGCUACCUGACACAUCCAUUCAAGUGGCGUAAAAGAUGUUUUCUGCCUUAACGUCACUGAUUUGUUUGUAUAGAUGCCAACACAAAAAUUAUUUAGAUGUCUCAAAAAUCGGACUAGCCGGAGUGAGGAGCUCCCCAUAAUACUCUGAAACAUUCUAGAUGCUCCGCUAAAAACACUUCUCUCCACUGAGAACACAGAUCUACUCCCAUUUUUUUAUUCUAUUUGUUUUUAAAUUU
This is a messenger RNA of Columba livia (rock pigeon), 2208 nucleotides long. RefSeq names its product cytokine dependent hematopoietic cell linker (gene CLNK). Lineage: Eukaryota; Metazoa; Chordata; Aves; Columbiformes; Columbidae. The transcript is spliced from 17 exons. Gene Ontology annotation, biological process: intracellular signal transduction; cell surface receptor protein tyrosine kinase signaling pathway. The record is from RefSeq and is a predicted model, not a curated record. Bases 815 to 2023 code for a protein of 402 amino acids.